AAUGGAUUCGUUGUUGUACUAAAUGAGUUGUCUAUCAAUUUAUCAACUAAAUUGUAUCCAAUUUCCCGAACUGCUUCCCCUAGCCUUUCUUUCGUGUUCGUGUUGCUGCGCAACUAAAUUAAUUGACGAUUGUUUCGCCAAACGAAAUUUGCAUGAACAGAUGGUGAAUAGAAGUGGUUUUAUGUCUCGUUGAUCGGUCACUAGCACUGGCAUCCGGCGCGUGUCUGAACGUGUUGUCCGAUCGUACUAAAACCGAUCCAUUUACGUACCCUUUUUGAGGGGUGAACCGUCACACAGCUUCACCUGCUGCUGAUACAGUUUCUAAUCCUACGAUCAAUGGACAGGAGGUUCACCUCCCUGUUUAUUCCGGCCGAUGUGCGUCAUUAACAUUGUGUUUUCUUCUGAACGCACCGAUCUCCUUUUUUAGUGACGAUCUGAUAGAAACAGAUCUGUCUGUACAAUGAAGGUGACCGAAAAGAGAAGUUCUGGUAACAAUUCGCCAUCCAUCCGAGGGUGGACAAAUCGACAACUAGUUAUACAGUUCCGUUCCACACAUGGGAAUGGAAAAUCGGACAUUAGAGUCACCAGAAAAGUGCACGGAGAGCACAUUGUGGAGGGUGUGCGAAAUUGGAGCUAGAAUAACAACUCAUUUUUGACCGAUGAAUAACAUAUUAAACGACAUGAUUGUGAGGCGCGCGAAGUGCAGGGUGGGUGGCCUUAUAUUGCAAAAUUGUAACACGUGCUCUAGCACUGAGGGGGUGGAUUGGUAUUGUCCCAUGCGCUAAUGUGGUUAUGUGAUAGGAUGAAUUACGAUGCCACGUUUGCUUCCUGCAGUACACGCAUAUUGUACUCGUUUGCUGUAAACCCCCAAUGUCUGUGGUGAGGCCAGUCACGAUUGAGUGCGUACCGGCGGACCGGUGGCGCACACAAUACCCGCCGUUUCGAUAGUUUGGGUUCAUUAUUUACGGCCCAUCAUCGCCAGCAGCACCGUGGCUUAGUGUGGUUUGUGUAGGGGUUACAAUCAAACGCAGUACUUGUGUCAAGCUGGGUAUGCCAAGCCGGAGAUUAAAUAGUUUCCAGCAACAAAUUCUAUUAAGGACAAUAAAUGGAAUUGAAUGCUCUUGGUAGCAGCUGUGUUCGGAGGGUACGGAGUGGAGUUUUUCGGAAAGCAAUUUGGUAAAACACGUUACACGUCUGAAUUCCUGAAGGGAAGUUCAGUAGUAGUUAAGCGUGAAGUAAAGCAACUCGCACGGUUUGCUCAUACCGUAUAGAAACGUUUCGCAAAUCGAAAACUAUUUGAAUUCAGCAAAAAAGAUACAAAAAAACCGCAGCAAUACUACCAGCUAGAAAGGGAGCGAAAGUCAAUUUAGGGUACAGAACGAUGGCCCGUCACUUUAUGGCAGUGUGUGUCGUGUGUCUGCUCUGUGCGGAUCAUGUGCCAUGCAAGCAACAUUUUUCCAACGAUGAUAGUAAAUCGCUCGAUACCGCUGGCCGGUCGGAUGUGAGAACACGCAGCAUACGAUCACUAACCAAUCUGCAGUACGAACCGUCGAUAGUCGAAACGUUAAACGGUGUCCAGGCGAGCAUCGAUGAUUGGAACAGCGACGAUGGAACCCAUCGGAUAGUAAAGCGACAUCAACACCAUCACCACCAUCACGACGAUGAUGAGGAAACGGAAAAAGAAACGCAAACCGAGUUUGAACGGUUGAUGAAAGACAAGAUGGAUCAGGCCAUGAGGAAAAUUUUCACCGAAUACGGCAAUCCUACCCUAAUGACCAUGGAUUUGCAAGGUUUCGAACGGAUGGUGCAUCAGUUGGGUAUGUUACGACUGUUACGACCGAAAGCAGCAACAACAGAGGACAGUGAACAUAGAGCGCAGGAUAAUAGUACCAGUGAAUCAACAGUGCAGCAGGUGGAUUCUCUAAAGUGCAUUAGCAGUAAUGAAUUUCUACGGCGCGUUACACCACCGAUGAUACGGUCCCAGGAAUGGGAGGAUGCAGCUAAAAGUGAUAAAAGUAGUUACGAAUCGGAAAAAGAAGGCAGCAAUAGCACGAUUAACGGUGACAGUAGUACUUCCGUUGAUGGGCGUAUCGUUAAGGACGACGCAGCAAAACUUAUUUUAUCAAACGAUAAUAUACAAAACAUUAGCGUAAGCAACAGCAACACUAAUAGUAAUAGUAGUAGCAACACUAAUAGUAGUAACAACAGCAGUAGUACCAGCAGUUCCCCAACAAAAGAUCAACUGCUCGUGCAAAUCGUUGUACCGGACGAGAAGAUCAAUGGGAGUAGCCACAACGAAAGCACUACGGCGGAAGGUCCCCCACGCGUAGAGUCAACGCUUAUGCUGGGUGAUCGCGAUCUUUACAACAUGUGUCCUAUGUUGCUGGGGCAUCUCGUAUCGAUGGUGCCGCAGGAACGAUCCGGUUGCUUCGAUGAGGAAAGUGUUCCACCGCUGCAGGUGAGCAGUCUGCAAGAGCAGAACGAUCCUCACCAUCAUCAUCAUCAUCACCACCAUCAUCACCACGAAGGUGGUUCAUCUGAGGCGGCCGUAUGGAUCUACUCUUCCAUUGCGAUAGUGGGCGUGAGUUUGUGCGGAUUGCUCGGUGUGGCCGUGAUACCGUGCAUGGAGAAACAUUUCUACCAUCACGUGCUACAGUUCUUGGUCGCGCUGGCAAUCGGUACGCUGUGUGGUGAUGCACUGCUGCAUCUGCUACCGCACGCCAUGCUGUCCUCGCUGGAUAACCCUAAAGCGGCACACGAUUCUAUGAUGUACAAGGGCCUCGCGGCGGUGCUAGGGAUCGUGUUCUUUUACUUUAUGGAGCGUUUCCUUACGGUGAUCGCGGAAUGGUGCAAGACGCGACAGAAAAAGGACAAACCACCGUCCCGGGUGCGUGUGAUGCGCGAUCCGGAGUCGACCUCGCUGCACGCUUCCAGUGCUGGGGAGAAACAGUGCAAGCACAAGUACAGUUCCUACCCGUACUGUUACGAUGAGAUCGCGAUGGACACGAAGGACGAUCAUCACGAGCAUAAUACGGGCACGAACGAAAACCACAACAGUGCGCUGGCAAAGUGUGCCAACCAUCAUCACAACGGAGAGGUAACUGCGGACCAUAGUGCUGAGUAUGCGGCACUGAACAAUGAUCAUUCGCAUCACACGCAAAGCAAUCAGCGGGAGGAAACGAACGAUAAUAAUACGGUAUCUACCAACUUGGACGAAGGAUCGAUCGAGGGCGAGCAGGUUAGGCAGGGUGGUGGCAAGUGUUUGGAGCAAACGAGUGGGAAACUGCGCCCGGAGAACUAUACGAUCAUCUUGCGCGAACACGAAACCAAGCACCACGGACAUUCGCACACGCACGGACACGUUCAUUCGCCGCCCGGUUCGCUGUCGGCUGUCGCAUGGAUGGUGGUAAUGGGUGAUGGGUUGCAUAACUUCACCGACGGCAUGACGAUCGGGGCAGCGUUUGCGAACAACAUUGCUGGCGGUUUCUCGACCGCAAUUGCCGUGUUUUGUCAUGAGCUGCCGCACGAACUCGGCGACUUUGCGGUGCUGUUAAAGGCGGGCAUGUCGGCAAAGGAAGCGGUCUAUUACAAUUUGCUUUCCUCCUUGCUCAGUCUGCUCGGCAUGGUGGUGGGCAUUAUUAUUGGCCACCAGCCGGAAGCAUCCUCCUGGGUGUUUGCUGUUGCGGCGGGCAUGUUCCUGUACAUCGCGAUGGUGGAUAUGAUUCCCGAACUCACUUCAUCCCACGGUGCGGAGGAACGGUGCAAAACAUCCGAAUUUGUAUUGCAGUUUCUUGGUCUUACGCUUGGGUUCAGUAUCAUGAUGGUAAUAGCUAUGUACGAGCACGAUCUGAUGCUGCUGUUUGUCGAUUAAGUUUCUCACGGGAGAAUUGUAGAGCACAAUGCAAAAGUUACAGAGUUAAACGAUGAACUCAACCACUCCUCUUUAGCGUAGCGGUUCAUGAUCACAGUUCCUCGACGCAUAGCGUCGUCCUCGUGCGCUGCGGAGCGUACACCACUGAAAGUAUACAUCCAGCAGAUGUCAAAGCUUGUCUUCAAGCUUGCCAGUUUCUAUCAUUAACUUACAUAGACAUCAACGGCGUCUAAGCAUAUAUACCUGUACAGUCAAGAUAAUGGCUGCGUAAAAUGAAGGAAAACAAAAUACGAAAAAGAAAAAAAAACAAAAAAUUUGGCACCCUGUCUCGCGCUAUCUCUCAACCGUUUUAACAGGUUAAAUUAAAAACAAAUCACUAAGAUAGAAAACAUAAUGGCAAACAACAAUAUACAGUAGCGAGCGCAAGGAAGAUGGAAAGCUUCUUCCUACGUGUAAGAAUAAUGUGAUCAUUGCGUUAAAGCAGAAUCAGAAGCAUUGUGUCCGUAACCAAAUAAUCAAGAAUCGAGCAGAAAAUGGAACUGAAUCCUUAACAAACAAACAAGUAACACGUGCUCCAUUAAUUAACGCCAGUAAAAAUGGCUAAUUCUUGUACAGUACUGCAUCAUCACGAUUCUCGUUCUCUAUCCCGUGUAGUCGUGUAGUGAUUGAGCUACGGAAACAUUGUAAAUGUAUCCAUCAUGCUCACUCUAUACUUAAUCGUUUAAUUUUGGGCGAUUGGGUUUUCAUAGUUUCCCUUUCAAUAGCAUGUAGAGUGGUAGGUUUUCUAAACAAAACAAACAAACAUAAAAACCAAUACCGAAUUGCUUUUUCAAGCUCAGAUAACACGAAAAGUAUUACCAAAACUUAUUGCAUGUUACAAAAAAGAAACACACAAGAACAACACACACAAGCAUACAUAAAAAGUGGAAGAUAAGGAAAUCGUGUAAAACAUUAGUGCACCAACUGGUGUCAUCCCUAUUGGGAUUUGGAUUAUUUUUGUUUUGUAAUCUUAAUUAUUAAGUUCCCUUUUGCGUCGUUUUUCUCUAUCUGCCAGUUAUAUUUAAGGUUUGAGUACUUUGUAAACUUUUGCAUCGCGCUUAGCACAUUUUUUGAUCGUUGAUAGAAAUUUUUAAAUUCAUUUCUUGCUAACCACUCUGUUUAGCUUGUCCAAUUGAAACUUAUUGUCUCCAGCUUGAACAUCGUACUUAAAUGGUACUUUAAUAUAUAUAUUUUUUACGUCAGGCCAUAGAAUUUUAUAAUUGAAGAACCGAGAAUAAUGUUUUGCUUCACAUCUGGCACUAAACUGAACGCCGUCGUGCUUAUGAAUUGAAUUACCCAUAGAUGAACAGUCAGUGCUGCGUAUGCUAAUGCGACCAUAUUAUUCGACCGGCCAAGAAUAACUACUUAUAGAUUUUUAUCUACAAUCAAUCUGUCGUAAGUAAAGCAUUUCUCUUUACCUGUACAUAGCACCGUUCUAAUAUGAAAUCUUGAAAGGUGGCCAAUUUCGCAACUCGUUUUAGUAAUCAAUGCUAAUGCAUUUGGCUAAUGCGUGCGUACGUUAUUUGAUGCUGCGCUUUUUACUUACAAGCUGUUUUGUUUUCUAUUUUCAACAAUACCGCGUAACGAAGCUAUACAAUGUGCACGGUAGCGCAGAUAGAUAUAGUGCUGCUAAUAUCAUCUGAGGAAGGAAGCAGAAACAAAAUCAGCAAACACUAUACUUUAAUUGAACACUAUAGUCUUAAGUAGAAUAACAAAUGUUGGUAGUCUUUUGCGUUGUCGAUGUUUUCUGUUUUAUUUUUCUUACUACGAUUUUUUCUAUCUAUUUUCUUUUUAACGCUUUCGAAAACAAUGUAGCGGGCAAUAAUAAUAAACUCAAAACCAUGGAGUAACAAACAAAAACUAUAA
Molecule: messenger RNA, 5776 nt
Organism: Anopheles funestus (African malaria mosquito)
Lineage: Eukaryota; Metazoa; Arthropoda; Insecta; Diptera; Culicidae
Gene: foi
Product: zinc transporter foi
Exons: 4
Coding region: 1382-3871 (829 amino acids)
Biological process (GO): zinc ion import across plasma membrane; intracellular zinc ion homeostasis
Cellular component (GO): membrane
Molecular function (GO): zinc ion transmembrane transporter activity
Source: RefSeq, a predicted model, not a curated record